UAGUGGCAGCCAUCCCCUCCGACUCCGAUUGUCUUAUGAUUUGUUUGGGAGUGGUGAAAGAUGAAGUAAGAAGCUCUACAUAAGGAAAUGGGACUUAUGAUAAAUGCCAAACAAUGCGUUCGUGUUACUUCCAUGCGGAACCAAAGAAAAUUCAAAGAACAACGACAACGAAAGUCAUACUGUGUGGUGACCAACAAGUUCAGAGAAUCAGAAAUGGAUUCUGUUCAAUUCCUUCUUCCUCUGUUUCUUCUCUCGCUUGCAUUUCCUUGCCUGCAAUUUGUUCGAGGAAAUGAGGAACUCAGAGCUUUGAUGGAGUUGAAGUCGUCUCUGGAUCCAGAGGGCAAGGUCCUUGGUUCUUGGACCAGUGGUGGUGAUCCAUGUAGUGGUUCGUUUCAAGGGAUCUUAUGCAAUGAACACAGGAAAGUGGCCAACAUUUCAUUGCAGGGAAAGGAGCUCUCGGGAUGGCUAUCUCCAGCAGUGGCUGAACUCAAAUGUUUGUCUGGUUUAUUCCUGCACUACAACAAUCUCUCAAGGGAGAUCCCCAGAGAGAUUUCAAAUCUCACUGAUUUGGGUGAACUCUAUCUCGACUUCAAUAAUCUAACUGGAAACAUCCCUCCUGAGCUCGGCAACAUGCCUAAUCUCCAAGUGCUGCAGUUAGGAUAUAACCAGCUCGUGGGAGCUAUACCGAAUGAGAUGGGCUCAUUGAAGCAGCUUACAGUCCUAGAUUUGCAAUGCAACAAAUUAACUGGUAAAAUUCCUCUUAGCUUGGGGAAUUUGGAGAAGCUAAGGUUGCUAAAUUUGAGCUUUAACAACCUGAAUGGUUCAAUCCCUGCAACACUUGCUGAUCUUGCAAAUUUACGAGAUCUUGAUAUCCGAAACAAUUCUCUAUCAGGAAGAGUUCCUUCUGCUUUGAAGACAUUGGGGGAUGGAUUCCAAGGCGCAAAUAACUUGGAUUUAUGUGGACUUGGGUUUUCUACUUUGAAAGCUUGCAGCAAUGAUCCAACUUUAGACCCUAGCCAGAUUGACAUCUCAAAUCCAGCAACAGAAGGUCUUCAUCCAAAGGACUUUCCCGAACCUGCAAAUUUUCACUUGCAUUGUAGCCAGACCCAUUGCUCAAAAUCAAGAAUGUUUCCUCAAGCACUCAUUGCAGCAAGUGUUUUAACUAUCAUAAUCACGUUCAUAUGCGUUGGACUUUUCACUUUUCUCAGAUACCGCCGCCAAAAGCAAAGAAUUAGAAAUUCAUCAGAAUCUUCUGAAGGGAAACUUAGUCCUGAUCCGCCUAAAGAAUUGUACAAAAGAAGUCUAUCACCACUCGUUAAUCUUAACUACUAUAAUGGAUGGGAUCCGAUGACUGAUGACCAAAAUGGGACCAGAUUAUCCCAUGAGUAUCUAAACAGAUAUAGGUUUAAUGUGGAUGAGAUUGAAUCUGCUACACAGUACUUCUCUGAGGCUAACUUAUUAAGCAAGAGCAAAUUAUCAGCAGUCUAUAAAGGAAUACUCAGGGAUGGUUCCCUUGUGGCUAUAAGAAGCAUUAAUGUGACAUGCUGCAAGACUGAGGAAGCUGAGUUUGUAAAUGGGUUGAACUUAGUACUUUCAUUGAGACAUGAAAACUUGGUUAGGCUCAGAGGUUUCUGUUGCUCGGCAAGCAGAGGUGAAUGUUUCCUUGUCUAUGACUUUGCCCCUAAGGGUGACCUGUCUCAAUACCUUGACGCGGAAGAUGGAAGUGGUCAUGUUCUUGACUGGUCCAAGAGGGUUUCUAUCAUCAAGGGCAUCGCAAAAGGUAUUGGAUAUCUACACAGUAAUGAAACAAACAAUCCCACAAUAAUACACCAAAAUAUAUCAGUUGAAAAGGUUGUCCUUGACCUUCAAUUCAACCCCUUGAUCAUGGAUGCUGGCCUCCCAAAGCUUCUUGCAGACGAUGCUGUUUUCUCAGCUCUGAAAGUAAGUGCAGCCAUGGGAUACCUAGCUCCUGAGUACAUUACCACUGGGAGAUUCACUGAGAAAAGUGACAUAUAUGCAUUUGGGGUUAUAAUUCUUCAAGUAGUUUCUGGGAAAACUGUUGUGGGUAGUUCAAUCAGGAUGGCUGUUGAGUCUUUCAGAUUUGAAGAUUUUGUUGACACGAAUCUCAAGGGACGAUUUACUAAAUCUGAAGCAGCAAUGCUUGCCAGGUUGGCAGUGAUGUGUACUCAUGAGCUUCCUGAUCAGAGGCCAACCAUGGUGGAAGUGAUUCAGGAGCUGAAUGGAUUUCCUGCACAACAUGCUUCUUGAUCCAUAUAUAUUGCUUACUAGGGGAAGUAAGAGACGUUGAAACAUCUUCCAAAUAAAUGUAAAGUUAAAUGGAAUUCCCUUGUUUAAUACCCAUGGCUUAGCAUCUACAUCA
Molecule: messenger RNA, 2380 nt
Organism: Prosopis cineraria
Lineage: Eukaryota; Viridiplantae; Streptophyta; Magnoliopsida; Fabales; Fabaceae
Product: probable leucine-rich repeat receptor-like protein kinase At5g63930
Exons: 6
Coding region: 88-2268 (726 amino acids)
Biological process (GO): protein phosphorylation
Molecular function (GO): protein kinase activity; receptor serine/threonine kinase binding; ATP binding
Source: RefSeq, a predicted model, not a curated record